Molecule: messenger RNA, 3124 nt
Organism: Callorhinchus milii (elephant shark)
Lineage: Eukaryota; Metazoa; Chordata; Chondrichthyes; Chimaeriformes; Callorhinchidae
Gene: map3k20
Product: mitogen-activated protein kinase kinase kinase 20
Exons: 21
Coding region: 112-2766 (884 amino acids)
Biological process (GO): protein phosphorylation
Cellular component (GO): cytoplasm
Molecular function (GO): protein binding; protein kinase activity; ATP binding
Source: RefSeq, a predicted model, not a curated record
CCCAGGAGGAGAUGCUGUGCUGCUCUCAUGGUGCACAGGGCAGAGGGGAAGCUCAGUGGAAGCUGCUGGAGCUGAGGGAAUUCUGAAGCUGUCGUAUUGCGCCAGUAUGAGAUGUCGUCUCUCAGCGCAUCAUUUGUGAAAAUCAGAUUCGAUGAUUUACAGUUUUACGAAAACUGUGGAGGAGGAAGCUUUGGUAGUGUUUACCGAGCAAAAUGGUUGUCGCAGGACAAAGAGGUGGCUGUCAAGAAAUUGCUGAAAAUAGAAAAGGAGGUAUUGAAUUGGGAAUAUCGGAGAGAGAGGUCGUCAAAACAGAUGGUGCAGAGAUCAGAGAAAAAUCACACUGAGGAUUCAUCUCCAUCCAGGAUGGAGGCAGAAAUUCUUAGUGUUCUGAGCCACAGAAAUGUCAUCCAGUUCUUUGGAGCUGUCUUGGAAUCACCCAACUAUGCCAUAGUAACAGAAUAUGCUCCUGGAGGGUCUCUGUACGAAUAUCUUUCCAGUGAUGAAAGUGAGGGAAUGGAUAUGGAUCAAAUCAUGAGAUGGGCAACAGAAAUUGCUAAAGGAAUGCACUAUUUACACAUGGAUGCCCCAAUAAAGGUAAUCCACAGGGACCUGAAGUCUCGAAAUGUGGUGAUUGCUGGAGAUAAGGUGUUAAAGAUUUGCGAUUUUGGUGCUUCAAGAUUUCACUCACACACAACGCACAUGAGUUUGGUGGGAACCUUCCCGUGGAUGGCUCCGGAAAUUAUUCAAAGUCUUCCCGUGGCUGAAACAUGCGAUACAUACUCCUAUGGUGUGGUUCUUUGGGAAAUGUUGACAAGAGAAAUCCCAUUUAAAGGUCUCGAAGGCUUACAAGUAGCCUGGUUGGUAGUGGAGAAAAAUGAGAGAUUGACCAUUCCAAGCAGCUGUCCUGUUAGUUUUGCAGAGUUAUUGCGGCAAUCCUGGGUAACUGAUCCCAAAAAAAGGCCAAGUUUUAAGCAGGUAUUGGGGAUCCUGGAGGCUAUGUCACAUGACAGCAAACUCCCAGACCAGUGCAAUUCCUUCUUGCACAACAAGGCUGAGUGGAGAUGUGAAAUCGAGGCCACAUUGGAGCGACUAAAGAAACUCGAACGGGAUCUGAGCACAAAGGAACAGGAGCUGAAGGAACGAGAGAGGCGCUUGAAAAUGUGGGAGCAGAAACUGGUGGAACAGUCCAAUUCAGCUUUACUGCCAUCCCUAGAUAUAUAUGCUUGGACAGAGGAAGAUGUGUACUUUUGGAUACAACAGCUAACAGAUAAAGGUGAUGCUCACUGUGAUAUGAAAGGGUUUGCUGAAAAGUUUAAGAGUCACCACAUCACAGGGCAAAGGUUACUUUUGUUAGCGGAACAAGAUAUGAAAGACAUCGGAAUAUACUCAAAAGGACACAUCAUUCAUUUAAAGACCGAAAUUGAAAAGCUGACGCUUGACUACUUGAGCCUAUUUCACUUUCCUCCUUUAAUCAAGGGGACUGAAUCUGAGGAAGAAGACAACCAGGAAAAAACAGUGAAUCUGGAACUAGUUUUCGGAUACCAUUUAAAACCAGGGAAAGGAUCUCAGGAGUCUAAAUGGAAAAUGUACAUGGAAGUGGAUGGUGAUGAUGUGGCAUUGACCUACAUUAAAGAUGUAACUUUCAACACUAACAGUCAAGAUAUGGAUAUUAUUAAGAUAAUUAAGCCUCCCUACCUCAUGGAGAAAUGGAUUGUGGGGAUAAGAAACAACCAGACUGUGGAAUUUAUUGUAACUUAUGAGAAUGACGUAAAAGCUCCCAAAACAUCAAAGCACACUCUUUCUGUUAUGUCAAAUUUCAUGAACACUGAAAUCAAAGAGGUAGAGUUAAUCAUACAAACUGGCUCGACAAAUGCAGAAGGCAAGCAUCGGUGCAAAUCCACUUCAAAUGUUCGUCAGCAAUGGCUCGAUGCUUUGAAGUUGCGUAAAAUAUCCACAACUUCCUCUCCGCAAUAUUCUGCAGGUUUAAAUCUGAACCAUAGCCCUUCCAGUUCUACUACACUACCUCAGUUUUUGACAUUAUUUGCUAAACAAGAUACUUACGCAGCAGCUGUACGGCGAAUGCAGAGUCCUAACAGAUAUCACAUCACACCUCUGACUCAACCUAGACGAAGCUCCAGUUCAUCACCUACAACGUCAAUGUUAAGUAGUCGUAUUUCUCUUCUGCAUCUAACCUCUGUAGGAAGCAAUGCAUCCAGCACCACUUCAGAGACCAUUUUGGAAAGAGACCGAUCCACCGGCAGACAACAAAGCUUUGGCUAUCAGAGCAGUGAUACCAUUGACUUUUAUUCCAAUAAAAGAAACAGUUCGGAGGCAGUAAACAACACUAAUACCAAAGGGUUUUCUGCUGCCGCAAGGGCUGGUCCAACAUACUCACUCGGCAGUGGAAAUGAGGACAGGGAGAAGGGAUACAAUCGAGACAGAAGUAAAACUACUUUCAGGCGUCAUUCUGGAUACCGAUCAUCAGAAAAGCACUUUGCUCAGUCCAUACGGUCUGCCCACGCUAAAUCAUGGGGCCCUGAUAGAAACAGACAAGCACAUCAUUGGCAACAUUCAACCCAAAGUUACAGUACAGCUUCAGAGCUUUCUCUCAGUGCUAACAAAAGUAAAGACACGGAAGAGGAUCAAAAAAAGACCAAACCUAGUGAAGGAGAGUGGAUUAAAGUUGAGCGACAAAGAAAAUCUCCCAAAAACGACAAUAUUAAACAAACUAGAGGAAGAGGUGGAGGACGCAGUCGAAGGAAUUAAAAAGUGCCACAUACUUUUCUGUCCUUCACUAACUCAAGCUUAAUGACACUUUUAUAGAUCAUAGAAUGUUUACGGCACAGGUGGUGGCCAUUGGGCCCAUGCACAACAUGCCCCUUUAUGGUGCAAUAUUUAAGACGUCAUUCAAACCUGCUGAAUAUUAUGUUAACUCAUACAGAUUUAUAUAGAAAGGGAGUGUUUGAUGCUAUUCCUGCAAGUGCAAUUGAGUCUAUAUUCCUUAUCAAGCGUCAUUAAGGAAAUAGAGCCUUAAUGACCUACUGCAGUUUUUUUUAUAUAUAUUGUACAUACAGGUUGUAAUAAAGCACUGAGAUUAUUUUGUAAAUUGAGAAUAAUAAGAGAA